CAAGGGCGAGUCAGCCGGGCUCGGGCGGAGAGAGGAGCUGCUACGCCACAGCCCAGCGGCGGCCAUUCGCGGAAAAAGAGGCAGAGCCUGUGCCAGCUACAGCCUCCUCCGAGCCACCGCGGGCGGGCGGGACCGGCCUCUCCUCCCGCCUCGCCCCCACCCCCACCCAUCUCUAUCCCAGUGUCUCCGUCUGAGGGUUUGUCCUGUUAAUGCGGGAUGAGCGAUCAGAAGAAGGAGGAGGAGGAGGAGGCGGCGGCAGCAGCAGCGAUGGCUACAGAAGGAGGGAAAACCUCUGAGCCAGAGAAUAACAAUAAAAAAACCAAAACCUCAGGCUCCCAGGACUCUCAGCCCUCUCCUCUGGCUUUACUGGCAGCUACUUGCAGCAAAAUAGGGACUCCUGGUGAAAAUCAAGCAACUGGACAACAACAGAUUAUUAUAGAUCCAAGCCAAGGAUUGGUGCAACUUCAGAAUCAGCCACAACAGCUAGAACUGGUAACAACACAACUUGCUGGAAACGCUUGGCAACUUGUUGCCUCCACUCCUCCUGCUUCAAAAGAAAAUAACGUUUCUCAACCAGCUUCUAGUUCAUCUAGUUCUUCCAGCAGUAAUAACGGGAGUGCAUCUCCUACAAAAACUAAAUCAGGUAAUUCUUCCACCCCUGGUCAAUUUCAAGUAAUACAAGUACAAAAUCCAAGUGGUAGUGUGCAGUACCAAGUGAUUCCACAACUUCAGACAGUAGAAGGUCAGCAAAUUCAAAUCAAUCCAACUAGUAGUUCAUCUCUACAGGAUUUGCAGGGUCAAAUUCAGCUCAUUUCUGCAGGUAAUAAUCAAGCUAUACUCACAGCUGCUAACAGGACAGCUUCUGGGAAUAUUCUUGCUCAAAAUCUGGCAAAUCAGACAGUUCCAGUCCAAAUUAGACCUGGUGUUUCUAUACCACUUCAAUUGCAGACUCUUCCUGGUACUCAGGCUCAAGUUGUAACAACCCUGCCAAUUAACAUUGGAGGAGUGACUUUAGCUUUGCCUGUGAUAAACAGCGUGACUGCUGGAGGAGGGACUGGACAAGUUGGCCAACCUGCUACUACUACUGACAGUGGGACUUCCAAUGGGAAUCAGUUAGCUUCCACACCCACGACCACCACUGCUUCUACCAGUACUAUGCCGGAAUCUCCCUCCUCCUCCACUACCUGCACAACCACCGCAUCAACAUCUCUCACAAGCAGUGACACAUUAGUCAGCUCAGCAGAUACGGGCCAGUAUGCAAGCACAUCAGCCAGUAGUUCCGAACGCACCAUUGAAGAAUCUCAAACACCUGCUGCUACAGAGUCUGAAGCCCAAAGCUCCAGUCAACUUCAGUCUAAUGGAAUACAGAAUGCACAGGAUCAGUCUAAUUCUCUUCAGCAAGUGCAGAUUGUAGGCCAGCCUAUUUUACAACAGAUCCAGAUCCAACAGCCUCAGCAACAGAUCAUUCAGGCCAUUCCACCACAGUCCUUUCAACUCCAGUCAGGGCAGACUAUUCAGACCAUCCAGCAGCAGCCUUUGCAGAAUGUUCAACUUCAAGCAGUAAAUCCGACUCAGGUGCUUAUCAGGGCUCCAACUUUAACACCUUCAGGGCAAAUCAGCUGGCAAACUGUACAGGUUCAGAAUAUUCAGAGUCUUUCAAAUUUGCAAGUUCAGAAUGCUGGGUUAUCUCAACAAUUAACCAUCACCCCAGUGUCUUCAAGUGGUGGCACGACUCUUGCUCAGAUUGCUCCUGUGGCUGUUGCUGGGGCCCCAAUAACUUUGAAUACUGCCCAGCUUGCAUCAGUGCCUAACCUUCAGACAGUGAGCGUUGCCAACCUGGGUGCUGCAGGCGUUCAAGUACAGGGAGUUCCAGUUACAAUCACUAGUGUUGCAGGUCAGCAGCAAGGGCAAGAUGGAGUGAAAGUCCAGCAAGCUACUAUAGCUCCUGUAACAGUGGCAGUUGGAGGAAUUGCUAAUGCGACAAUAGGUGCUGUUAGUCCUGACCAACUCACACAAGUGCAUUUGCAGCAAGGCCAGCAGACUUCUGAUCAAGAGGUACAACCUGGCAAGAGGCUUCGAAGAGUUGCCUGUUCCUGUCCUAAUUGUAGGGAAGGAGAAGGAAGAGGCAGUAAUGAACCAGGAAAAAAGAAACAGCAUAUCUGUCACAUUGAAGGAUGUGGAAAGGUUUAUGGCAAAACAUCUCACCUACGAGCACAUCUCCGCUGGCAUACUGGAGAAAGACCUUUUAUAUGCAACUGGAUGUUUUGUGGCAAGAGAUUUACAAGGAGUGAUGAGCUUCAAAGACAUAGAAGGACCCACACAGGUGAAAAGAGAUUCGAAUGCCCAGAAUGUUCUAAAAGAUUUAUGCGGAGUGAUCACCUUUCCAAACAUGUCAAAACGCACCAGAAUAAGAAAGGAGGUGGGACAGCUCUUGCCAUUGUUACCUCGGGGGAACUGGACUCAUCGGUUACAGAGGUGCUUGGCUCCCCAAGAAUUGUCACCGUCGCAGCCAUUUCUCAAGAUUCGAACCCAGCAACUCCCAGUGUUUCAACCAACAUGGAAGAAUUUUGAAAAGCUAUUUAUAACAGAGACCUCUAGUGCUGCACUUAAGUUUACACACCUUUGAAAAUCUGGAAACGGGCUGGUUAAGUGGAUUACAGAGUAGGAAAUCAUGAUUUCAUUCUUGGCUUCUUUCAAGUAUUUCAGGGUUUUGGUUCAACACCUUAAGUGUUGAGAUUUUUAAAAAUACAAAAAGCAAACUGUUAUACUGGAAACAGAUAGAAAAGUAUUUCCUUCAUGGUAUAAAUUGUAGUUAUUUGGAAAUAUAUCACAUAACGUUUAAACGGAACCCUCCUCUCUCUUAACAUCAUGUGUUAAUGUGUUUAAAAAGACAGACCUCAGUAGUUUGCAGGCUGGACCUUAAUUGGACUUAUUUUCUUUGAAAGUACUUUGUUACAAAUUCAGUCAAUAAUAAUUUACAUAUAUUUCCUUUACUCUAUAGACAGAAAACUGUUAACUGAAGAUAAGGAUAAUACUAUAUUUCCUCAGCUUGAUUUUUGGAUAAUCAACUCAAAAUAGUUUUGGCCGUCUUUUCUAAAUAUUAGAAAUUCUUCAAACAUUAAAUUAGGUAAGUUCCAACACAAUAAUCUGAGAUGCACCUCAGAUCUUUAUUACCACUACAUUAUAGUAGUGUGUAUUCAGACAAUCAGUGAAAUCCAAUUACUUUCUCCAUUUUGGAGACAAAAGAGGAACUUAGAGCUAAAUCUUAGGUUAAAUUUUUAGAUUGAAAAUUUAGGAAAAUGGUGGGGGGAAAAAUAGUUAAAACACAUAAUAGCUUCAGAAAGAAAAAUGAAGCAACUUAACAUGCAAUGUUUUAAAGUUAGGACUGAUUAUAUUCCUAACCCUAGGUUGAACCACAUUUCAUUUUAAAUGUUUAUAUUGGAAAUAUUUGCAUAGAUUAUAAAUCGUUUUGUAGUUUCAUAUCUGUAAAUAUGAGUUAUGUUGACAAUGUGCAAAAUUCUUUAUGCUUUGACUUGGUAGCCAAAGAAAGAAUUAUCACACUUUUUCAAGGCCAGCAGAAAAUUAUAUUUUAACUAUCUUAUAAUUUUUGUUUUCCUUUACUAAAAAUUGGCCAACCCCAUUUUAUUUCUAGUCUGUUAGAAUGUUAAUUAGGAAUUUAUAUGUUUAUGCUCUAUCAGUAAAUGAAUUUUCCCUAAACAUCUAGGCGGCCUAACAAAUGUAUAAUAGAUACAAUAUUAUGAAAUAAAAAUUAUUUUUUGAAAGUCAGAAUACUUUUCAGUCAAAUAGUUACUAAAGAAAAAACAAAGAUAUAUUUCAUUUUUCAUGCAAGGAUCUUAUAGAAAAUGGUUGUAUUAGGAAAGAUGGCCAAAAGUUUCAUAUGAUAAAAAUUGGAUUAUUCUAAUAGCUUAAAUAUUAGUAAAAUCUUCAUUUCUAGUAAGUAUUUACAUAGAACCAUAAAAGGAAAUCAACCAUUUGAGAACUAAAAUUUUUACCUGUGAUUUAUUAAUAUCAUUGGUUUGGGAACUGUUUGAAAAUAGGUCCAUGUUUCCUCAUGCAUUCUUUAUUAUUUCAGGACAAGUACUACUCAUGCGAAUUCGCUUCCAAAAUUGUGAUGUUUCUUGUAUUUUUGAUGAAGGAGAAAUACUGUAAUGAUCACUGUUUACACUAUGUACACUUUAGGCCAGCCCUUUGUAGCGUUAUAUAAAACUGAAGGUCUUUUGUGCCUUCAGUUUGUAUAAAAAAGCUUUGAGAUUAAAGGAAAAAAAUUUUUACACUGUGGUUAUAAAUUUCAAGUUUCUUAAAGCUUUUGUAGACUUGUAACAAAGUCUUUAAAUUUUAGUUGAAUUUUGUAAAUUGUUUUGUAUAUUUUAUUUAAUGUACACUUAACAACUGAUGUAUCUGGCUUUAAAACAUCAGAAUUAGUUUGUUGUUUUGUUUGGUACAGAGGAAUUUGGUAGUGUUAAUUUUAAUUUUAUUACAUAGGAGCUGAAACAUCAA
This is a messenger RNA of Chinchilla lanigera (long-tailed chinchilla), 4518 nucleotides long. RefSeq names its product Sp4 transcription factor (gene Sp4). The transcript has 6 exons. NCBI's taxonomy places the organism in Eukaryota, Metazoa, Chordata, Mammalia, Rodentia, Chinchillidae. The coding region runs from base 217 to 2571 and encodes 784 amino acids. The record is from RefSeq and is a predicted model, not a curated record.